Molecule: messenger RNA, 417 nt
Organism: Postia placenta MAD-698-R-SB12
Lineage: Eukaryota; Fungi; Basidiomycota; Agaricomycetes; Polyporales; Adustoporiaceae
Exons: 4
Coding region: 1-417 (138 amino acids)
Source: RefSeq, a predicted model, not a curated record
AUGACCAUCCCUACCGGACGCUAUUUCAUUCAAAACGUUCGCAGCAAGAACCAGCUGCAAUUGCCGGACCCCAACGAUGGCUCUGCAGUGCAAGCCACAUCUGAGGACUCCACGGGAACACUUCCACUGAAGUGGAAUGUUGUCCAACUCGGUAAUGGCAAAUACACCAUUCAGAAUCAAACUCAUGCAUCGUAUGCCAAUUGCGGUUUCCGUGCGUCUCAGGGCGACGAAGUUGCUGGCCGGAACGGGCAGCAACAAUUUAUAAUCCAAGAAACCAGGGUUAGGGGACAUUACACAAUAUCGCCAUCUGAUGCCCAACUAUGCUGGGGCCUGCCGGAUGAUGAGCUAGGCACGCCGGUAACUCUUGCAUCGGCCUACACUGAUUCUCGCAACCAUUGGCAAUUUAUCAGAGCUUGA